AUGCCUCCCUGCCACCGCCCCAGCCUCACCCCAUCCCACGACCCCCGCAACCCUUCACAUCACCCCCCUCGAAGGUCGGACAGGACGGGUGGAGCCGCGGGCGGGACCCUCAGGCCCGGGCCCGCCGCCCCCAGCCCCGCCUGCCGCCCCUCCCCGCCUGCCUGGACUGCGCGGCGCCGUGAGGGGGAUUCGGCCCAGCUCGUCCCGGCCUCCACCGAGCCAGCCCCGAAGCCCGCCAGCCACCCCGCCGGACUCGGGCGCGACCUGCUGGCGCGCGCCGGAUGUUUCUGUGACAAUCAGCGCGGACCGCAGCGCGGCCCAGCCCCGGGCACCCGCCUCGGACGCUCGGGCGCCAGGAGGCUUCGCUGGAGGGGCUGGGCCAAGGAGAUUAAGAAGAAAACGACUUUCUGCAGAAGGAGGAAGAGCCCGCUGCCGAAUCCCUGGGAAAAAUUCUUUUCCCCCAGUGCCAGCCGGACUGCCCUCGCCUUCCGGCCCCAUCGGACGCUCUCCCGGGACCGCCGCAGGACCAGUUUCCAUAGACUGCGGACUGGGGUCUUCCUCCAGCAGUUACUUGAUGCCCCCUCCCCCGACACAGACUCUCAAUCUGCCGGUGGUAAGAACCGGUUCUGA
Pan troglodytes (chimpanzee) is the source of this 630-nucleotide messenger RNA. RefSeq lists its product as uncharacterized. The record is from RefSeq and is a predicted model, not a curated record. The coding region runs from base 1 to 630 and encodes 209 amino acids. Lineage: Eukaryota; Metazoa; Chordata; Mammalia; Primates; Hominidae. The transcript is spliced from 2 exons.